Orbilia oligospora ATCC 24927 is the source of this 3747-nucleotide messenger RNA. RefSeq lists its product as uncharacterized. The transcript is spliced from 7 exons. Bases 1 to 3747 code for a protein of 1248 amino acids. The record is from RefSeq and is a predicted model, not a curated record. NCBI's taxonomy places the organism in Eukaryota, Fungi, Ascomycota, Orbiliomycetes, Orbiliales, Orbiliaceae.
AUGGCUUCUAGACCAAACCCACCAGAAGUGGGGUCUCCACAAUGGAUAUUCAAUGAGCUGGCAGACGCGCAUCGCAAAGAGGCGGACCAUUUUGAAGAUUUUACAAUUGCAUUCAGAAACGAAUUAGAAUGGCUUACAGAGCAUAUGGCGGAUGUGUUUACUCAAGGAUCCACAAUAGACAUAACCGAGUUAUACAAGACUCCUGGAAAGCUCAGAGGGAAGACCCCCCGGAACCCACCCAAAACAGUGCUUAUCGAAGAGCAAAAGGAUGACAAUAUUCUCGUCACAUCUCCCGCGAGGAUAGCUUCGCCAAUCUGUCUAGGUCAUGAUGUAGUAAUAAGACCGAUGACGCCGCAACUUAAAGAAUCAUUUGAUAUCGAAUCGGACAGUGCAGUUUCAACUCCAGAAUUGAUGAGGGAUAGUGGGUCAUCCGCGGCGGGCUCCUUCGGUCUAGUCUCCAACGAACCGAUCGAAAGAAGUUCUCCCGCAAAGGUACCAUCCUACCAAAAUGCUCCAGAUAUCGCUGGUGAAAUUGCAGAGAGAAGAACAUGCUCCGGCGCAAGCCGCAACUCAUCGACUCUUGCCGAAGAGGAUUGCCCUAGUAAUGAUCUUGAUGCAAUCGACGAGCCUACUUAUUCUGAAACCUCGUCUCAUGAUGCCAGCUCGAAGAACUCCGGAGAAGGAGAUCAUGAUCUUCUCCGAUUCCCGAGUCCCUUGGCGAGGAUUCCUACAGAUCUCCAUGCCGAUUCGUCAGUUGGACCUUCAAGUUCCCAAGCCCCCAAGGAGCGGGUGCUGCGGGCUAUUGAAAGGGAGGCUUCAGUGUCACCCGUGCAGGCGUCCAACCCAGUUGCGCCGUCUUCUCCCAUAUCACCAAUUCAAAAAAUGGAUAAUCCUGUGACCCCGAAGCCUCUCAUAACGGAUGUGGCUGCCGGCUCCGACACACCAAGUGAAACGGCGUCGCCAACUGGAGUAGCCCGAAGCAGCAUGAACUUUGCAUCGUUGCCUGCUCGAGAGACUUUGACCUACAAAAAGAGCAUGGGGGGCUCAAAUCCAACUGGGCCGCGGAGCAGCCAUGUAGAUGACAGGGCAAGUUUGUUUGGCCGGCUUACCGGUGGUAAAAGCUUAGGUGCAUCAAGUAUUGCUGGUGAAAUAGGGAUCACGGACACCCCGAGCACUCCAGGCCCGAUUUCCAUAGUACCGGGCCAUCACCAUACCUCUGACGAGGAAGACGAGGACGAGGACCUUAAUGAGCAGCUCCGUCUCGCCGAGAUGAACAAAGCUUCAGUAAUGCAGUUUUCUGACAAGAACCCUACGCAACGGCUUGACGAGAAGAUUAGGCAAUUGAGCCAACAAAGUACCAGCCGGCUCUCCAAAUCAAUAUCCGCCUCGUCUCUCCUGACCACAAUCCAAACUGAAGACCUCGACGGCUCUAAAUUAGCCAAAGUUGCUAGAGACACUGGAGAUACGGAAUUGCCACUGAGGCCAAGAGGAUCUAUGCAAUCAGACGACGAAGAUUGGAUACCGUCACUACCACGUGUUUUAAGGACAGCAGCUACGCAUUCAAGCUUAGGAUCAUCUUCGCCAAUACGGCUAGUUCCUCCUUCUCCUAGCAAGGCACUCAACCCGUCACACAAGAAAGUGACUAUGACACCGGUGAUAACAAAAUUACACGCACCAGUGUCAAUGAACAAAAAAGAUAUAAACACCGAAGUCACAUACCCAACUCUCCCAGUGCCACCACUGUCAGCCACUGAAGCUGAGAUUUCAAGUUCGAAAUCUCGGGAUGACCUCGAAGCCUCUGUCGCCAAAAAGAACCAACCAACCCUCAUAUCUUUUGCUAAGCAAUUGUUCUGGGGAUCACCUAAACCCGCAUCCCCUUCGAAAGAGGCACCGCAGAAUCUAAAUAGCGAAGGAAGAGAGGACGAAGCAAGGGACGAGGACACGGCUCUAAACGGGAUACUCUAUCCUGAAAUGCAAGCUUCCGCCUCCUUAGAUUUAGAUGAGGAUUUAACUCCAUCCGAAGCGCGGCAAACCCCCGAAAAGGCGUCGAAGCUUCAGAAAGGCGGCUUGAUCAAGUACGGAGGGGUACCCAAGCGUGAAGUCCAACUGAAAGGGCCUUCCUCCGCCAUUACCGAAGGAAUUAACCUUAUCCCAGAAAAUGCUGAUGACAUCAUCAAAUCACCUCUUGUCUCAGAUAAUGACCCUUCGCUUCCCGGGUCGCCUUUUUUUGAAGCUAUUGCAUCAGAAGAGGAUGAUGUAGAGGAUGAGAAUGGUGACCUACCUACUAACACUAACCCGAGGGAAAGCCCGGCUUAUUGCGACAUAUCACCCCAAGCUGGGAGCCUGAGAGAACCACGCAAUCGCCGUUCCUUGCAAUCAAAAACUAACGAUCUUCGGAAGCCCAAUCGCGCCCUUUUCGGUGUGAAAGAAAGCGGGAUUGCUAAGCCAAAGGCGGUUCUAUCCUCCAAUCGACUUAUUACAGGUUCACAGCGUGAAGCAGAACUAAGGAGGAAUGGGAAUCACAAUCCAUUAUCAAAUCAGGCAGCUCUUGUCAAUGCUUUGGCCGAAACGUUCGGGCCUACUAAAGAACCGCAUUCUCGUCCCCUCUCCGCAAUGUCCAGCUCUUCUACACACAGCCGCCAAGCCCCGAAAUCAAUAGCUGCACUUAACUCCGCAGCAAAGGCGCAGAAAAGGGAACAGGAAGAAAAGGAACGGAAGGCUGCUCAGAGACAGGAGAUGGAGCGUAAGAGACAGGAGAACUUGAAACGGGAAGUGCGCCGUGAGGAGGAGAGGAAACAGCUACUUGCAAAGGCAGCAAAGAAACAGCCCUCAAAGACCUUCGAUGAGGAAGAUGUGAAAAAGAGGAUUCCGACGGCGGGGAAGGGUACACAGGGAAUAUUUCAUCCCUCCAAACUACUCCCGAAAGCAACGCCCUUCUCCCACAAAAGCGGCCUCAGUUCUUCCAAAUCUCAACCGGAGCUAAAGCGUCAACCCAAACGAAUCCUCCCGACAGAAGAAGAGAACAAAUUACAAAAGGAGGAGGUCAAUGCCAAAGAUUCGAAUCAGCAAGACCCGAAACGCAGAAAAACGGAGGAUGCAGGGGAAAACCCGACCCCCUCUACCUUCGCACCCCCUAUUCGCCAGUCGACUGCUAAGAAAGAAAACCUACCGCCCUCGAAAAUCGGAGGUAUAUUUAGCCAAGAUUACACAGCCGCAGGCCAGGGCCAGGCACAUACCCUCGCAAAGUCAGCAUUACCAAUACAACUCGCUAAAUCCACGCCUUUGCCACAAGUCGAGGCUGUCAAAUACUCCCAUGAUAAGCUCAAAUUUGGGACAAUGGUUACACCUUCCGCGCAAAAGAUUGGAAGAAAACUUUCUACCGCUCCUCGUGAAUCGCCAGUGUACCCUAACCCAGAAAGCAUAGAUCUCCCAGAGAUACACACAGACUCCGAGGAUGACGACGAUGAUAAGUCCUUCCAUGUCCCCAAAUGGGCCGACUCACCGGAGCUUCGCCAGGCUUUGCAGGAUCAAUUAGGAAUAGAUCCAGAAACAAUAUUCGGCCCGAUAGCACCUCUUUCCAUGGAAGACAUAUUCAGAGGGAGGAGUGAUAGAGCAAAGUUCAGAGCCCGAACAAGCUCCGCAAAUUGGUCCGGUGCCGAUCGACUAACGACUGCGGAAAUCGAAGCUGACAGAGUUGAGCGCCAACGUAUUCUCGACAAUGGUGGCUGGACCUAUCAAAAGCCGUAG